This is a messenger RNA of Stegostoma tigrinum, 1148 nucleotides long. Its product is annotated as transmembrane protein 79-like. Gene Ontology annotation, biological process: regulated exocytosis. NCBI's taxonomy places the organism in Eukaryota, Metazoa, Chordata, Chondrichthyes, Orectolobiformes, Stegostomatidae. Gene Ontology annotation, cellular component: trans-Golgi network membrane; lysosomal membrane. The record is from RefSeq and is a predicted model, not a curated record.
UCAAUUUUCCAGUCGAGCAAGUUCUUACAGGAAGCCAAAGGUAGAAAAUAAAUCAAAAGGCAGGUAGGGAGUGAUUGGAGGCUUGCUACCCUUUUUCUGGAAUUUAUUUCUUAAUAAACCAAACAAUCGACUUUGCAGCUCAGGAACCUGAACGCCACUGAAAAGCAGACCCUUUAGAUCGGUCUGGAGGGAAACGUAGAUUGGCGUCUGCAAAAUAAGUACCCGCUUGGCCUGCUGUGUGCAUCCAGCUUUACACUUUGUUACCUGCAGGUGGAUUAAGGGGGAUGUCCGGGACGCUACCGCUGCCGCAGAACACGAGGGACGAGGAAAGCGCCUCGGAGCGAGGAUCCGAGGAGGAGGACGAAUCUGCCGUGAGCCUGGAAACGUCGGAGUGCGGUGAUGCCCCACUUCUCCACACCUCAGACACCCUGGAGUAUCCCAAUGGAGGCCGGUUUCCAGUCGCCGAGGAGACGGGCCUGGAGAUGAAGGCUCUGCGCCAGGCCUCAGUGGCUGACGGGGCCCAAGCCCCACUGGGGAAGGGACUGGGCCCCGAGAGCGAGGUGUGGGUUCCUCCGCCAGUGGUUGAUCCCAACGUGCGGGUGGUCAUGGCCCGCACGCUGAGCAAGGAGUCGGAACGCCAGGCCUUCCUGACCGGCCACUGCCCCGUUCCCGACUCCGAGUGGCCAGGAGCCGACAGAGGGGAGGAGGGGUCGCAUGGGGGUGACAUGGGCAAACGCCCGUGCUGUCCCCGCUGCUCCCAGCCCAACCUCAAAGCCACGGCCUCCCUGGCUGGUGCCAUGCUGGUGUACCCUUGCUUCCUGUAUGGCGCGUACGUCUUCCUGCCCUUCGAUGUGCCAAUCAUGCCGGACGUCAGUGCCCGCCUGACGUAUACGCUCCGCUGCAGUGUCUUUGCCACCGUGCCCAUCAUCAUGGGCAUCAUCGUGUAUGGCCUGGCGAGGUGUUGCUGCUCCGCCAUCGAUCCCUUCGGGCCCCGCAUGCAGGAGGUGGACAUCCACCAGCGGUUUGUGACGGAUUCCAUCCAUCUCUUCGUCCUGUUCUUCCUCAACCUCAUGGUCCUCUCCACCUACCUCCCUCAGGAAGUUCUCAAACUCCUACCACUGCUCACCGCCUUCUUCGCCCUGGCCAGG